UCGGGCAGGUCCCGGUCGAAAUCCCCCACUUGCGCAAAUGGUGGUUUUGUGGUAAGUGAACACAGAAUCAUCGUCGCAAUGGAGGCAUUUUACUUUGUGCCCACCUAUUUAGAAGAGCAAUGCUUUGAACUUCCAACAAUUCAACAAAAGAUGAACCGCCCCAUCCAAGUCAAACCAGCGGAUAGUGAAAACCGCGGAGACCGGAAGCUGUUUGUGGGCAUGCUGAGCAAGCAACAGACCGAAGAAGAUGUCCGGCAAAUUUUCGCACCCUACGGUACAAUAGAAGAGUGCACUAUCUUACGAGGACCUGACGGCGCUAGCAAAGGUUGUGCUUUCGUGAAAUUCAGUUCACAUCAAGAAGCACAAGCGGCAAUCAACAACUUACACGGAAGUCAAACUAUGCCGUUGUCUCUUAUAAAUAUUGAACGUUUAUCGUAA
Messenger RNA from Agrilus planipennis (emerald ash borer), 438 nucleotides. RefSeq names its product CUGBP Elav-like family member 4. The transcript is spliced from 6 exons. Lineage: Eukaryota; Metazoa; Arthropoda; Insecta; Coleoptera; Buprestidae. Gene Ontology annotation, cellular component: ribonucleoprotein complex; nucleus; cytoplasm. Gene Ontology annotation, biological process: regulation of alternative mRNA splicing, via spliceosome; mRNA splice site recognition. Gene Ontology annotation, molecular function: mRNA binding. The record is from RefSeq and is a predicted model, not a curated record. Bases 79 to 438 code for a protein of 119 amino acids.